Messenger RNA from Metopolophium dirhodum (rose-grain aphid), 4646 nucleotides. RefSeq names its product UNC93-like protein MFSD11. NCBI's taxonomy places the organism in Eukaryota, Metazoa, Arthropoda, Insecta, Hemiptera, Aphididae. Bases 399 to 1703 code for a protein of 434 amino acids. The record is from RefSeq and is a predicted model, not a curated record. The transcript has 11 exons.
UCAGUGAUUUCUGAUGGUUGUUUUGAAGUGGUUGUCCGGUCCACUUCCACUGAUCGUAAAUUUAUAUAAAACUUGGUACUUUGUGCUAUAUGCCUAUGUUUUAUAAUAUCAUAGUUGUAUGUAUGGUGGUUACAAGUGCCUACAAUUCAAAAUUGGUUAACGAUAUAAUGUGCCUAUACUUUGAUUUUUGUUAUCCAUUUGGUUUGAAAUCGAUUUUAAUUAUUUUUUUAUAAGUUUCAACAUUGCAGCGUGUUCCUCUAGUAGUGUACCUACGUACCUAUUAUUAAUAACAAUAUUCUAUUAUUUUGAAUAUCAUAUACACGAUAUCAAUUACAAUUCACGAACCUAAGAAAAUACUGAAAAUAUCAAGUCGGUAAUUCAAAACUAAAUAAAUCAAAAUGGAUAAGAGACUAUACAACAUUAACCUGUUAGGCUUAUCCUUCUUGUUUCUUUUCGCUGCAUAUCAAACAAUAGGAAAUAUCGAAGAAACUUUACUGAAAAGUGUGCAAAAUGAGGAUCCUUCAUUUACCGGCGAUGGUUAUACUAGUUUGGCAAUUAGCUAUUUUGUAUUUGCAAUGGCUAAUUGGAUUUCCCCAUCAAUUGUCGAUUACACGGGAUGUAAGAUAGCUAUGAUUAUAGGAGCAAUUUGUUACACUAUGUUUUUAGUAUCAUUUCUCUGGCUGUCUUCAUUUUUACUGUAUCUUAUGUCUGCGGUACAAGGUUUCGGUGCUGCAAUUCUCUGGACAGGACAAGGAACAUACAUAACACUAAACUCUGAUUCAUCUACAAUGUCUAGAAACACGGGCAUAUUUUGGGCGCUAUCGAAUAUAAGUAUGGUUUUAGGAAAUACAUUUGUGUCUUCGGCACUUAACAAUAAAAACGAUUUCGAUGAACCAACCAGAAAAUUUAUCUACAUUGUGCUCAUAGCUUCAAGUGUAUUUGGUACAUUAUUAUUCUUACUUUUACGAUCUCCUGUGAACUCAGAUGGAACUAUGAAUGAACGAGUAGAAACUAUAGGUUCUAUUCAGGAAAUCAAAAAUACGAUGUCGCUUUUUUUAACCAAAGAAAUGCGUUUAUUAAAUAUAACAUUUUUUUUUACUGGUUUACAUUUGUCAUUCUAUGCUAGUGUCUAUAGUUCGAGUAUUGGAUUUACUAAAAGAAUGGGUUCCAAUAGUAAACAGCUUGUGGGAUUAUCUGGAAUAUUGAUUGGCGUUGGUGAAAUCCUAGGAGGUUUGAUAUUCAGUAUUUUGGGUCAAAAGUCUUCUGACAACAACACUAACUCGAAAGGAUUAAGUCAUUCAGCAGUAAUUGUAUUAGGUUUUAUCGUAAAUAUCGUUGCAUACGGUUUGAUAUUUAUAAAUUUACCGAACGACUCACCAUUUGGUGAUACAACUGCCAUAUCAUUUAUUGAUCCCAAUCAGCACCUAGCACUUUUCUGCAGUUUUCUUUUGGGUUUUGGCGACAGUUGCUUCAAUAUCCAACUUUACAAUAUUAUUGGACUAAGGUAUUCUGAAAAUAGUGCUCCACCCAUGGCCUUAUUCAAUUUCAUGCAGUCAAUAGCAGCUGCUGUAAGCUUUUACUAUAGCAAUUAUUUUGGAAUAUAUGUCCAACUAAUAUUAUUGAUGGCCUCAUUAACUAUGGCUACUUUGUCGUUCUUCAAUGUGGAUGAAUCUACUAAUAAACGAUAUUAUGAAGCAUUAUAAGAGUUAAAUAUUUGUCAAGUGAAAUCAUUUGACCCAUUGUACGUCAAGUUAUUCGUGUAUUAUUCCUUUCAUGAUUUGUAAAGUAAUAUAUGACUUAUAUAAUCUAUACUUAGCAAGUACCUAAUAAAAAAAAUCUCACAUUUGUCAUCCUAAAGAUUUAGGUAAUAUUUCAUAGAAUGAUUACCUAUAAUUUAUUAUAUUAAUAAAAUAAAAUAUGUUGAUAAAAUAAUAUGUUAUAGUGUUGUACCUACUAUAGAACAAUAUAUUAUAUAUAGAUACUUCAAAUUUCAAUGUUAUAUGACAGUUAAAUUAUCAUUUAGACUUAGUUUUAAAUUUUAUUAACAAUAGUACUUACCUAUAUAGUGUUUGUGUAGUAUAUGUACUGUAAAUAACUAGUCGUUUAAUUCUUCUUAAAAGUAACUAUGUUGACUAGUCAUUAAUAGAUAAAUUAAAUAUUAGGUUAAUAUAAGGAGCAAAAUAGUAUACAUUUUAUAAUAAAUUUAAAAUUGGAUGUUUUUAUUUAUAAGUUAAUAAUGUAUAAGUGUAUAACUAUUAAUAACUAUAUAUUAAAUCAAAGGUCUUAAAAAAAAUUGCAAUUAAUUUUUUUUUUUAUUUCUUUACAUUAAAAGUAGUUGGUUGUCUUAAAAGAGCGAAAUGAUUUUAAAUGCUAAUUUUAAAUUUUAUACAUUACAUGAACGCACUAAAAUACAAAGCACAACUGACAACUGUAGAACUGUACAAGAAUAAGAUCGUCUGUACAUUUUUCACUUAACUAUUUUUUACGAGACUUUUUUUCCGACUACCGUAUUAUGUUUGGGACUUGUAUAUGCAACACAUCGUACACAUUCUUAUCAAUGUCUGGCUAAGUCAAUAAUAAUAUUAUUACUGAUUAGUAUUAAGUGGCUAGUUAUAGACUUAUGGGUUUACAGACAUUUUGUAAUGUCCUACGCCUACUCUAUUGUCUAACUCGCGUCUCAUAGUUGAAUAGUUCAAACACGAGUGACACGACACACGUAAUUUACACAAAUACACAUUGUAUUAUAUCAUGGUUUUCAAAACUGAAAUAUAAUAAUAUGAUGUAGGUACCUAUGAGGAACUUGGAAGUCGAGCCAAUGUAUUGAACAUUUUUGAGAACUCAAUGAGAAGUUGAUUUUCUUUAAGACAAUUCUACGGAACAAGUAUACAUUAUUAAUAUUGCAAUUCAAGUUAUAAAACCUUAAUAUUAAAGUGAAUAUUAAAACUUAAAGGUAAGAAUAUUAUUGUGGGCACCUCAUGGGAUUUUAUUGAUUUAUUAAUUUAAUAGUGAGUUAUCGGUACAUUAUAUUGUCUGAUAUCAUUAUGUUAUACCUAUCAUUAUAUUAUAAUAUAUCUAAUUGUGUGUGUAGAAUUAUAUUUGUGUCCAAAGGGUUGUCAGCCAGUUAAGUCAUGAUAAAUAAUAAAUAACUAGGUAUGUUAAAUAAAUUAUAUUAGGUACUUAAAAUACCCAUAACUUGCUUUAAAAAUUAAAUAUAAAUAAAUAUACCUGUAAGGUUCUUUAGAAAAUAUUUUUACUAUAUGUUUAUUAAAGCUAACAUUACAAAAUUGGAUCUGCUCUACACAAAUUUAUUAAGUUGCUCAUAGGUCAGCGAGAAAACAAAUAAUGCACUGACAUAUUUUUAACAAAUUUUUAAUUUGUAGGUAAUAGAUUGCGCAACCACUGGAACCAGUAUCCAAUUUUAGUAGCACGGAGCAUUUGAACAUAUUUAAAUUUCAAAGAACACAUAACAAGUUUGGAAAUUCAGUGUUUUGACAGUUGGAUGUGAUUCAUUUUGUGACAUACCUGGUAACUCCAUGACACAAAAAACUAAAUAAAAUUCUAUUGAAGUAUGCAAUUAUAUGCAAAUUGUAAACAUGAAUUUAGGUACAAAAGUUGUACACCUUAAUACUAAUUCUUUUUAAAAAUAUAAUCAGUCGUCUUAAGGGGGUGGGUGGGGGGAAAACAAAGGGGACAAGUGCUCAAGGGCAUCCAUCAAUUUAGUGAGUGUCAUAAAAACAAAUGAUAAAAACAAAAAUUUGAAAUAAUUAUUUUUAAUUUUAUACUGUAAUACCGAAGAAGAGUGCCUAUCAAAUUGUUUAUAUUAUUAUACUAUUAACUAUUAAGUAUAAAAUUAUGUAAAUAAUGAAUUACAUAUAUACAUAAUUGCAUGCCUAUAAUAAUGUAUAAAUAUCAAUAUUACCAAAGGAUAGAAUAUUAUUGAUACAUUAUUAAUGAUGAUAUAAUAUGAUUACAAAUUAUAACUUUGUAGGUACUAUACCUUUAGAUUAUAAGUACCAUAUCAACCUACCAUAGAUUUGAUUUUAUAUUACGACAAAAUAUUCUCAUGUUUAUAAAUAUUAAAUAGUUUAAAAAAAUUCCAAAAUAUUUUGAACAUUUUAUUGAUUAGUUUAUUUUUUAGAGUUACACCAAAACACAAAAUUGAUUUUUUCAAUAACUGGAUUUGUGUAAAAAUCUCAGUUUUUCCUUAAUUGUUGGUUUAUUUUUCUUGAUGUUUUUCAAAAGUUCUGGGAAUUUUUUACUUUUGACCCUCUAAAUUAUUAACUAGAUUCUCUUUAAUACAAGAAACGAUGCUAGAAUAGUUGUUAAGCAUUUUUACUGCACCAAAAUGUGAUAACACAAAAAUAUAAUAAAAUAAUUAAAAACACAUCAUUGUAAAAUCAAUACAAUCAUCGCUCCACUCAGAAUUUAAAAUAGGUAUCUAAAAUACCUACUUAAUACUUAUAUUUCUUCUUUAACUGAUACUGUAAGUACAUCAUGCAUAUUUUAUUGUACCUAAAAUCUUUGUUAAUAAAUUGCCUCUGAAUUAUAUAUCUGAACUUGAACUGAUAUUAUUAUUUAAGCCUAAUAUCUAGAACCCGACAUUGUUAAAAGUUGUAUUUUAAUAAACAUUUUAUAGCUUAUUAUAA